Molecule: messenger RNA, 2272 nt
Organism: Dunckerocampus dactyliophorus (ringed pipefish)
Lineage: Eukaryota; Metazoa; Chordata; Actinopteri; Syngnathiformes; Syngnathidae
Gene: trnt1
Product: tRNA nucleotidyl transferase, CCA-adding, 1
Exons: 7
Coding region: 665-1948 (427 amino acids)
Biological process (GO): RNA processing
Molecular function (GO): nucleotidyltransferase activity; RNA binding
Source: RefSeq, a predicted model, not a curated record
UUUGUGGAAGUAAAUACAUUUACUUGUAUUCGUUUACAGCGCAGCCUUGACACAUCCAAUGGGGUCGCGACGUUGACAUACGACUCAGCGCUCAAUGCGGCGUCUAGCUAUGUCUAUGGUCACGUGCACAUAAUUGACAAUUGCACAAAAUAUGAAGAAGAAAAGGAUAUGAUUAAGGGGGUGUUUUGGUCAAAGGGACUUGUCAAAUAGGACACAGAAACGACAAAAAUAAUCAGAACGUGUAAUUUAAAAACCCGGACUAUGGUUGGAGAAUGUAAGGGCGUAGAAGCAGCGGAGGGGGCGGCAAUUCACCAUGAAUGGUAGCAACCUCGUCAAAACACAAAAAGAAGAAGAAGGUUGUCACCUGACGUCACAACGCUUCCCAUGUUGCUCUGUAUCCGAAAUGUGAUGCGUAGUACGAUGAAGUGAGAAUGACUUAAAAGCCCUCGCUUCUGAUUCAGGUGACAUAAUUUCGUUCUAACUUACGCGUUUUGUUGCCAAACGUGAGUGGAAUAGUGUGACAAGUAGUGUGGGAGUCACGCGGCAGCAUGGCUACACUCGCGUGUAGCUAACGAGCUAAUAACAAGCAGACUGACAACUCGCUCCAUCAACAUUUUAUGGAAUUUUUAUUACCAGUAAGUUUUUGUGAUAUUAUUUUUCGCAGAUGUGGAGCAGAAUAUUGAGACCUAGUGUGACCGGUAGGACGCGUGUCUUGUGGAAGAGCCUCUUUACGAUGCAGCUAAAGACAAGUGAGUUCCAGGUGUUGUUCACCGAUGGACUCAACGAACUUGCAGAAAUCUUUAAGAAGCACGAGUAUGAGCUGAGAAUAGCUGGAGGUGCAGUACGGGACCUGUUGUCUGGAAAGCAACCUGAGGAUGUGGAUUUUGCCACCACAGCCACCCCUGAGGAGAUGAAGCACAUGUUCCAGGCUGCAGGGAUCAGGAUGAUAAACAAUAAAGGAGAGAGGCAUGGAACUAUUACAGCUAGACUUCACAACGAAAACUUUGAAGUGACGACGUUGCGGGUGGAUGUUCAGACAGACGGUCGUCACGCUGAAGUGGAGUUUACCACCGACUGGCAGAAAGAUUCCGAGAGAAGAGACCUCACCAUCAACUCAAUGUUUUUAGGUCUUGACGGCACAUUAUAUGACUAUUUCAAAGGAUACGACGACCUACAGAACCGAAAGGUUCGGUUUGUUGGCAGUGCAGAACAACGGAUGCAAGAAGACUAUUUGAGAAUACUGCGUUAUUUUAGGUUCUAUGGAAAGGUGGCUCUGAAAGCCGACGAGCACGAGCCUGAGACACUGGAGGCCAUUCGAGCAAAUGGCAGCGGGCUUGCAGGGAUAUCGGGAGAAAGAAUUUGGGUCGAGCUGAAAAAGAUUGUGGUUGGCAACCAUGCUGCUCAGCUGCUGGAGAUGAUGUACAGCUUGGGGCUGGCACGUUACAUUGGUUUACCUCCUGAUGGCAACGUCGAGGAGAUGAAGCGCGUUUGGCAGAAUGCCAAAGGCCGCUCUCCCAAACCCAUGACCAUCCUUGCAGCUCUCUGCUGCUGCCCGGAGGAGGUGGACAGGAUGGACAUCCGACUGAAGGUCUCCAAGGAGGAGAAGACACUGGCUCAGUUCCUGGUCCGAUACAGACGAGAACUUUGCAAGAAUGAUGAUGAGCCAGACAGUCUCAAACCCUUCACUGACUUCAUCAUAGACAGUCGGGAGCUGGAUACUCAGAGUAAAUUGUGUGAGCUGCUGAAGUAUCAAGGUGAGUACAAGCUGCUGUCUGAGCUCAGCAGGUGGGCCAUCCCUCGCUUCCCCAUCAGCGGACACGAUCUCAGGAAAAUGGGCCUCCUCUCAGGCAAGGAGAUAGGCGCCACUUUACAGAAGCUCCGCGACAUCUGGAAGAAAAGUCAUUAUCAGAUGGACAAAGACGAACUCCUCAGUUAUGUUAAGUCCUAAUGGGCUGCUGCACUUGUCAGAACCAGUGUGUGUGUGUGUGUGUGUGUGUGUGUGUGUGUGUGUGUGUGUGUGUGUGCACGUGUGACCAAGAAUAGGAGCCACAGCUUUGUUAAAUCAAGCUUGUAAUAGCGCUGCUCGCGCUUGUAUCGAUGGAAUUGACUCGUGUAUAAUGCCAACCAUCAUUGACAGAGACAUGCACGCCCGCUGAUGAAUGCAAUUUCAUUUUAAUUUCAUAAAUUGCACCACGGUGUCAGUGUUGUACAUCGCAUGUGGCCAUGAAAAGGCGGAAAAUGCACUAAAUUCACAGUCGGACAUAAAAAUAUC